AUGCAACAGCACCUUCCUUUCCAUCAGCAUCUCCAACUGGUUGCCUACCUCUGUUGGAUUCCCUUGUUGGCCAUUAGUGCUGAGUCAGCCACAUUAGCUCCCGAGUGCUCACCGGACGGACACCGGAUCCUCCGCAAUCCCCACCGGAGCACCAGGUUUGACUCCCUGGAGCUGCAGAGAACAGCAAUUGAGGAGCUGGUGUGUGACCACUCCCUGCCACCAGCAUGGUACCGCUUCCUGAUCCACGGCAGGCCCGCAGAGAUGCCAACCAGGUGCAUCGAAAUGAACAAAUGUGGGACACAAGCUCCGGUGUGGCUGUCUCUGAAGUCUGAAUCCCUGCCAGUCCCUGGAGAGAGCAAGAGGCUCACAGCCUGUGCCACCUGGCAGGUCCUUUUUGGGGGCACCAGGGACUGCUGCUUGUUUCGGAUACCCAUCGCCGUCAGGAACUGCGGGGAGUUCUUUGUGUACCUCCUGCAGCCCACUCAAGGAUGCAUGGGCUACUGUGCAGAAGACAGACUCACGAGCCUGUCUUUGCAACCAGUGAUAACUCCCGAGCUCGUGCGAGGUCGUGUCCGCCUGAAGUGCACCUACAGCCACCCUCCCUCCAAGCCCCAGCUGCAGUACGUGGUGCUCUGGUCACGCCUCUCCAGCCCUGGAAAGAGAGAGCAGAUCCACCGGGAGGCCACCCUGGAGUCGUUUUCCUACGCAGAGAUGGACGGCACAAACCUCAGACUGGGAGACACGGUCUUUUGCACUGUCACAGCUUUUACAAGGGACACUCCUGAGCAGCAGUCAUUGCCUGAGGACAGCAAAGGUUUCUAUGCUGGGAUUAAGUUUUUACCAGAAUCACUACAGAUUGCAGAGGAUGGCAAAGAGCAUGUUUUGACUGUUCUGAGCACGGUACCCAUUGCCUGUCCUGGGCAGGAGGACUCCUGUAAAAUUACUUUGCAGCUAAGUACUGAGGAUUUGGACAGCCAGUUACCAGGGCCCCCAAACAUCGCCCUUUCGGCGUGCCAGGUGGAUCUGCUGCAGGCUCCCUGCUCAGGAAGCAGCUGUGCAGCAGCCACGGUGACAGUGACAGCCGUGACAGACUUUGCUCAGGAUGGGAACCGCGUCACCCUCAUCAGAGCUGAGCCAGUCGGACGGAGGGAUUUGCUUUGGAGGGCUCACACGCCCAGGGAUGUGAAGGUCACAGUUCGAGACCUCCCAACAGGGAACUGCUACUCUUUCACUGAUCCACAUAUUAUCACAUUUGAUGGAUGGCGCUACGAUAACUACAAAAUCGGCACCUUCCUUCUGAGCCGGAGCGUGUCGCGGGCAUUUGAGGUGCACGUCCGGCAGUGGGACUGCGGAGGCCACCGCUCUGCCACUGCCUGCAACUGUGGUGUAGCUGCCCGGGAAGGGGGUGACACCGUGGUUCUGGACACCUGCAACGGCCACUUUCGGGAGAGCAGACCCCAGCUGACCAUCAAAAGCACCGAGGCACCGCCACGCGUCAAAAUCCUAAAGUCCUAUGGAGGCCGAAAAAUAACAAUCCUAUUCCCUUCGGGAGCGUUUGUCCGAGCCGAUGUGAGCGAGUGGGGAAUGGGUGUGACAGUGAGGACGCCAGGCAGGGACUUCAACAGCACCCGGGGUUUGUGCGGCCUCUUUGACGGGAUCAGCCACAACGACCUGAGCAAUGUCCCCGAGGAAGACUUCAUAGAGGAGUGGAGAAUACCUCCAGGGAAGAGUUUAUUUGACAAGACUCCAGCACCUUCUGAGGGGAAGCAGAGGAGAAGUUACUGCAGAUGUCAGAAGGGGAACACAAAGUCUAUGCCUGUGGCAAACACUCUGAAUGCCUUUCAGACUCCUUUCCCUGAGCCCUCUGGUUGCCAUUAUGAUCAUGUGGAUUACACCUCUGCAAUCCCAUAUCUGGAUGUUACAUCCGAGUUUGUCACUCACUCAGAAACAGAGUCUGUGUUAAGAAAAGAUGAGAAACCACUGGCCAAGCCUUUGGAGCAAAGAUAUCUGCCUAAAUCACUCCAAAAGAGAGGUAGCCCCAAGGUCCAAUUAAAGCCCCUCACACACAAUAUAUCCAUGAAUAACAACAAUUCCAUUAACUCUACCAAACCAAGAGGAGACCUAAGGAAAGUGAAAAGGCAAGAUGACUAUUAUGAAUACUCCUCCUUUCACCCAUCGCGUGGCCCAACCCAGAGAGACUCGGAGAGGUUUGCAUAUUUUUUCCCUGAGGAUUACUUUGAAGGGGUUCGGAUGAAACUUCCACUGGCAUGGCCCACUCCCAGUGGCCUGACUGCUGCCAAAGCUCGGGAGAUUUGCCACCAGAUUCUUGCAAAUUCCACCAUUGGCUUGGCUUGUAAAGACCUCCUCGGAAAACAGCUGGAUGAGGCAAUUGAAAUAUGCCUUUUAGACCUGCAGCUCAAAGAUGACGUGGCUUGGGUGAGGGCGCUGAUAGCCCUUUUGGAAAAUGAAUGUGAAAGGAGAGUGCUUGGCAACAGAAACAGAGUGUAUCGUGUUGGGAACCAGCCACCUGCUUCCCUUGAAGAAAUCCUCGCCGCCCUGCGGUGUCCUGCUCUCUGCAACAGCAAGGGACACUGCACGGAACUGGGCUGCCAGUGCUUUGAAGGCCACAGCUCCUAUGACUGUAGCAUUGCCAAAAAGCAAGCUCUGGAAAUUACAGGCUUAGAGAACGGGGGUCUCUGCGACGUCCGUGCCUCCGACUGCACCAGGAUCCGGGUGUUUGGCCUCGGCUUCGAAGAGUCGCCCAACCUGCACUGUGAGGUCACCAGGUUAAUCCAUCUUGAUGGUAAAUGGAUAUCAAGAGAAAAAGAGACCACAAAAGCAGAUUUUCUCAGCUCUGAGGUUGUUGACUGCCAGAUCCCUCUCCUGAACAUUACAGAGGCUGUGCACUUUGUGGCCUGGGACGAGCCGUUCGCAAGAUGGCAAGUGAAAAUCACUAAAGAUGGCUUCCAGUACAGUAAUUCCAGAGUGUUGACCCUGUUCGACGCGGUCUGCCAGAUCUGCCAAUUCCACCCAACCGGACUUUGUAAAUUAAAGGAAGAUACUUGCAAUAUAGAUGGACUUUGCUAUGGUGAAGGAGAGUCAAGUCCUACCAGUCCUUGUCUUCUCUGUGAACCUGACAUUUCUAAGUUCACCUGGUCUGUAAAUGAAAACAACCUGCCUCCUGUGUUCCAGGCCCCCUCCAGCCAGCUGCUGACAUUUAUUGGUGAGAAUUUUGUUUACCAGCUCAUAGCAGUGGAUCCAGAAGGGUCAGCCGUGCUAUUCAUCUUGGAGGCUGGGCCGCGGGAUGCCAGGCUCUCUCCUGCUGGCCUUCUUAUCUGGAAAGUUGAUUCCGAAGAAAUGCAGACCUUUGAAUUCACCGUGUCAGACGAAUGCAAUGCACAGAGCAGAUACUCCAUUGAGGUUGGAGUGAAGCCCUGCAGCUGCCUCAAUGGUGGAACAUGUGUUACUAAUAUCAAAUGGCUUACUUGUCAAGAAGACAGGAACGAGUGUGAAGAGAGUCUUUGUUUUCCUGGAGUGUCUUGUAUGAAUACCUUUGGAUCUUAUGCAUGUGGAAUUUGCCCCAGUGGGAUGGAGGGAAAUGGUAAAACUUGCAAAUCUGUGCUUGAUGCUGAUGUUACAAAACCUUCAAGCAAUGGCAAAGGUGAAUUGAACAGGACUGAGGUUAAGCAGCCACUGCAGUCCUUAGAGGCGAAGGAUUCUCCUGCAAUUAAGAAUUUUAACAUAAGUGAUAGUUUGGGCCAUGCAGCACCACUGUCACACGUCACCACCUGUACCAACAGGCCAUGUUUUCCUGGAGUGCUGUGCUUUGAUCGGAAACCCCCUUACGUUGGAUACGUCUGCGGCCGAUGUCCAGCGGGGCUUUUUGGGAAUGGUCGAGUCUGUACCAAAGUCCCCAGACCAGAUAAAAAAACGUUUCAAGAUCUCCCCAAAGCCAUGUGUGAUUUUCCUAGAAGAAAUAUUGAAGAUGCAAGAGGCUCUCACCAGGAAGAUGUAUUAAAGACGUCAAGAAACGUAUUCUCCCUUCUUUCUCAAACCCAAAUUCCAAGAGAAGAUAUUACAUACUUUUUGGAAAGAAACCCCACAGCCGUUCACACUCCAUCCCUUGCAAUGAAAAGGAAGACUUCCCAAGCUCAGACAUCGCCAGCAAAAAAACCUGAUGUGGAGUUCAUAGAACCUGAGAAACAACCUUUUCUUGAAAAAAGAAGUGAUACACACACACCUCUUCUGCAUGAGGACCCAGACCCCAGAGCCCCAGCUGUCAGUGUGACACCCCAAACCCCUCUCCGUUUCAAACAGCACAAACCAGCUACGACACAGACUGUUCCCGCUCAUCGCAACACAAGUGCAAGUUCAUUCUUUGCAAGGCCACCUGUUGUUCACCAAAUUCGCUCCAAGUAUGGCUAUUCUCCCAGGAAAUGGCCUGGUAGAGCUGCAGUCUUGAGGACUAAAACAUCCCAAGAUUUCCCAACAGAGCAGCCUAGAACAUCACUUUUGGCAACAAACCUUCCCCCCCCUUCCCAUUUAAUCGGCUCUUCCCUUGAUACAGCUUCUCAGAGUGACCCAGCAGGGUCUGCUCCCAAAGCACAGACCACAGCAGCCAGAAAGUUGUUCAACAGAGCAAUGGAUCAUGUGGAACUACCCAAAACUGGCAGUGGGACGCAUCACAAAGUCAUGUGUGCUGACAUGCUGUGCUUUCCUGAUGUGCGGUGCGAGCCAGCUGAAGAUGGAGGAUUUAAAUGUGGCCCUUGUCCCACUGGAUACAGGGGUGAUGGAAUUACAUGUGAAGCACAGUGUGAUCCACCAUGUGAGCAUGGAGGAACUUGUCUACCUCAAAACACUUGUUCUUGUGCUUAUGGAUUUGUAGGUCCUCGAUGUGAAACGAUGGUGUGUAACAGGCACUGUCACAACGGUGGGGUCUGUGUGUCCCCAGAUGAGUGCAAAUGCAGAGAUGGGUGGAGCAGCCCUUCUUGUGAGACAGCUGUGUGCAACCCUGUGUGCCUGAAUGGAGGAAUCUGUGUACGGCCAAAUAUGUGUUCAUGUCCUUAUGGUUUCUACGGACCACAGUGCCAGAGAGCUGUGUGCAUUCCCCCCUGUAAGAACGGCGGUCACUGCGUUCGAACCAACGUGUGCUCCUGCACCGAGGGCUACGCUGGGAGAAGGUGCCAGAAAAGUGUCUGUGAUCCCACGUGCAUGAAUGGAGGGAAAUGUGUCCACCCAAAUGUCUGUGACUGCCCAUCUGGUUGGAGGGGAAACCACUGCAACAAACCUGUUUGCCUGCAGAAAUGUCUGAACGGUGGAGAAUGUGUCGGUCCAAACAUCUGCGAGUGCUCCAGAGGAUGGGUGGGAAUGCUGUGCCAGACCCCACUUUGUGAGCAAAAAUGUCUAUUUGGAAGCAGAUGCGUAAGACCAAAUGUCUGUGCUUGCAGAAGUGGCUACACUGGUUCAGCAUGUGAAAAGAAGACAUGUACUAUGCUUAUUGGGGCUAUUUAUAUCCUUUGGGAGUUCUCAAAGCAAAUCACUGCUGCUUUAAAAACGACAUCUUUACAUGUGCUGGGGUAACUGUGAGGAUCUCUUGACCUGGAA
Messenger RNA from Myiozetetes cayanensis, 5604 nucleotides. Its product is annotated as von Willebrand factor D and EGF domain-containing protein-like. The record is from RefSeq and is a predicted model, not a curated record. Gene Ontology annotation, biological process: anatomical structure development. Bases 1 to 5580 code for a protein of 1859 amino acids. Lineage: Eukaryota; Metazoa; Chordata; Aves; Passeriformes; Tyrannidae. The transcript is spliced from 30 exons. Gene Ontology annotation, molecular function: calcium ion binding; signaling receptor binding. Gene Ontology annotation, cellular component: extracellular region; cell surface.